Messenger RNA from Ostertagia ostertagi, 546 nucleotides. Lineage: Eukaryota; Metazoa; Nematoda; Chromadorea; Rhabditida; Trichostrongylidae. The record is from the annotation of a GenBank genome assembly.
AUGACGCAGACACUCAACGAGUUUCAAAAACUUUGCUUCGGCAUACCAUUGACAUCUGCGGCAAUAGAAGAUGUGAAGAGGGCUGUUGCAGAUGGCUGCAGUGAUGGAAUCGUCGAGGGUGCUCUUUCUCUGCCAGACACGGACGCAACGAGAACAACAUGGACCGGUGCUGCGCUAGAAGUUGGAUAUGAGUCAAAUUUGAAACUCGGAGAGGAUUAUCUUUAUCCGAGAAUCCAGGUUCCAGUAGGUUGCUCCACUGAGCUGUCUCCUGAAGGUAUUCAAUUUCUGUCGGCUCUAUUUGAAAAGCAUGACGAGGACAAAGAUCAGUGUCUUUCACCGUGCGAACUCGCUAAUCUCUUUAGUGUAUGUCCAACAGCAGCACUCAGCAGAGAGAUACUGUCGGCUGUUGAAACAAAUGCACGCGGAUGGAUAACGUAUGCCGGCUAUAUGGCAUAUUGGAACAUGACCACUCUAAUUAAUGUGUCGCAAACGAUGGAGCAGUUGGCGUAUUUGGGAUUUGCUGUUGGCCGCAGUACCCAGAGUUAG